This is a messenger RNA of Racocetra persica, 496 nucleotides long. The record is from the annotation of a GenBank genome assembly. Lineage: Eukaryota; Fungi; Glomeromycota; Glomeromycetes; Diversisporales; Gigasporaceae.
GGUGCUAAGAAGGUCAUUAUUAGUGCACCAAGCAGCGAUGCACCAAUGUUUGUUUGUGGUGUAAAUUUGGAAGCCUAUAAGCCUGAAUAUAAAGUGAUCUCAAAUGCUUCUUGCACUACCAAUUGCUUGGCACCAUUAGCCAAGGUUCUCCAUGAUGAAUUUGGUAUCAUUGAAGGGUUGAUGACUACAGUUCACUCUACAACUGCUACGCAAAAAGUUGUUGAUGCACAAAACAUUAUUCCCAGCUCGACAGGUGCUGCAAAAGCUGUCGGCAAAGUUAUUCCAUCCUUGGAUAAAAAACUUACUGGUAUGUCAUUCCGUAUCCCAACAACGGACGUAUCCGUUGUUGACUUGACGUGUCGUCUGGCUAAAGAAACUGAUUAUGAGACGAUAAAGGCUUGCAUGAAGCGUGCUUCUCAAAACGAACUGAAAGGAAUUCUUGAUUACACCGAAGAUGAUGUUGUUUCAACUGAUUUCAUUGGUGAUACUCACUCUU